Humulus lupulus (European hop) is the source of this 1133-nucleotide messenger RNA. RefSeq names its product organelle RRM domain-containing protein 2, mitochondrial. The transcript has 4 exons. Gene Ontology annotation, molecular function: RNA binding. NCBI's taxonomy places the organism in Eukaryota, Viridiplantae, Streptophyta, Magnoliopsida, Rosales, Cannabaceae. The coding region runs from base 561 to 956 and encodes 131 amino acids. The record is from RefSeq and is a predicted model, not a curated record.
AGGGCUUUCCUAUUAUAUGAUCACACGUUCAUAUUAACCGCCUCCUUAUCAGAACCACCCUUGCUCCGGAGCCUCUCUAUCCCUUCACCUCCCUCACUCUGCCACUCUCUCUUUAUCGCGGUUUCCCUCACUCUUUCCGGCUCAUUUGCGACGUUUCCGUCACAGAGCCACCCUUCGUAUCUUGCCGUCUUCCUCACUCCGCCACCUUUAUUUCUCGCCAUCUCCCCCACUCCGCCGAUCUCUCUAUAUCGUCGUCUCUCCACUCUUUUCGUGCCACCCUCUCUAUCGUGCGGGUUAUGUUUUGGGUAUUGUGGAGAAGAAGGGUCUCCUGUGUACGACCUUAAUUAUUUGGGAAGAGAGCGUGGGGUGGGCUGUGGAGAGAAAAAUAUGCGUACUGAAAGGAAAGCGAACAGUGGGUUUCUUCUCUUUUUCAAUAUUGGAGAAGAAGUUGUCGAUAUUCCAUAGCCCAGAAACAUUAAGGCCAAACAAAACACUAGAAGGUUCUACGAGAAGAACUUGUUAGAGAGGGUAAUAGUACCAUUAACACAAAUUAAAGGAAAAUGGCAUUGUUGUCUAGCGUUCGACGCAUUCUGGGAUCAUCUCAACUUGGUGCCAUUCGUUACAGCUCGACUCUCACAUCGCCAAAACUUUUCAUCAGUGGACUUUCAAGAUUAACCACAGAUGAAAAGCUUAAAGAAGCCUUUUCUCCGUUUGGUCAGAUUGUUGAUGCCAAAGUUAUAACUGAUAGGGUCUCAGGGAGAUCAAAGGGAUUUGGUUUCAUAACGUAUACCAGUAUUGAAGAAGCUGAGAAUGCAAAGCAAGGAAUGAACGCCAAGUUCUUGGAUGGAUGGGUUAUUUUCGUGGAUCCAGCCAAACCCAAAGAGCCAAGACCUCCUCAACCUCAAACAUCUGAAACUGGUUUCACAUCCAAUAAGACUGUUGGAUGGUGUGGAUGAUCAAUCAUCGCAUCUUCAUUUUAUAUUUAUUUUAUUCACAAUUGUUAAUUCUAUUAUUAUUUUUCUUGAAUUCAAGAGUUUUUGUACUUUUUGAGGAAAAAUAAUUGAAGAUAAUUACCCAUUGCAGAAAACUACUUUAAGCUGAAUUAUAAAUUACCAUUUUUAUUUCCAAUCGAA